Messenger RNA from Nyctereutes procyonoides (raccoon dog), 378 nucleotides. RefSeq names its product ribosomal protein S29 (gene RPS29). Gene Ontology annotation, cellular component: cytosolic small ribosomal subunit; ribosome. NCBI's taxonomy places the organism in Eukaryota, Metazoa, Chordata, Mammalia, Carnivora, Canidae. The record is from RefSeq and is a predicted model, not a curated record. Bases 88 to 258 code for a protein of 56 amino acids. Gene Ontology annotation, molecular function: zinc ion binding; structural constituent of ribosome. The transcript has 3 exons. Gene Ontology annotation, biological process: translation.
CAUUCUGGGUAAACUGUCUCAAAAAUUUGAAGAGCGCAUGCGUUCUCAGAUUCCUUCCUUUUGCCUCGUUGCAUCCGAAAGAGCAAGAUGGGUCACCAGCAGCUCUACUGGAGCCACCCGAGGAAGUUUGGCCAGGGCUCUCGUUCUUGCCGCGUCUGUUCAAACCGGCACGGUCUGAUCCGGAAAUACGGCCUCAACAUGUGCCGCCAGUGUUUCCGUCAGUACGCCAAGGAUAUAGGCUUCAUUAAGUUGGAUUAAAUGAACUUCCUUGAAUGGGUCAUCCAAGAUCCCUACCUUAACAGCAGAUGUCCAAGAUACCUACUUUGAUGCCAACUCAUUGUACAUAAAAUAAAAAUACGCCAAUUAUGAGUGUUUUAA